Molecule: messenger RNA, 4541 nt
Organism: Rhineura floridana
Lineage: Eukaryota; Metazoa; Chordata; Lepidosauria; Squamata; Rhineuridae
Gene: MTF2
Product: metal response element binding transcription factor 2
Exons: 15
Coding region: 350-2131 (593 amino acids)
Biological process (GO): regulation of DNA-templated transcription; chromatin organization
Cellular component (GO): nucleus
Molecular function (GO): chromatin binding; DNA binding
Source: RefSeq, a predicted model, not a curated record
CCCUCGCCAGGGGAGUGGGAAGCGGUGAUUCGACACGGUCGGAGCUGUGCCCCUGAGAGCCGAGGGGGAGGGGUUGGCGCUGCCGCCGUUGCAGCUGCUCCUUUGUGUUUCCCACAAUGCACCAGCUUCUCCUCCGCGGGAAAGAAAAAUGGCGAAGGACUGUCGUGGAGCCGGGCUGCCCGUGAGGCUGGCUUGAGCUUUUUCCUUGCGCCCCCUCCCCCGCGACGUAGCCUCACAGAACCACUGAGGUCGCGAGGAGCCUGGUUGAAGGGAGGCUUCUCGGGCAAGAGCGCUCUGAGCUCACUGAUUUUUUCCUGUAUGAAGCGAGUGGCCCCACUGGAGAGACCGAAUGAGAGACUCUACGGGGGUGGGUAAUUCAGUGGUCCACAAGCGGUCUCCUUUACGCCGAAACCAAAAACCACCAAUAUCCUUGACCAAACUGCCCUCGCAGGAUGGACAGAAAGCCAAAAAGCCAGGGUGCAAAUUUGAAGAAGGUCAAGAUGUCCUAGCUAGAUGGUCAGAUGGCUUGUUUUAUCUUGGAACUAUCAAAAAGAUAAACAAACUUAAGCAGAGCUGCUUCAUUAUAUUUGAAGACAGUUCCAAAUCCUGGGUUCUCUGGAAGGACAUACAAACAGGAGCUACUGAAAGUGGGGAAAUGGUCUGUACAAUAUGUCAGGAAGAAUAUUCAGAAGCACCCAAUGAAAUGGUUAUUUGUGACAAGUGUGGUCAAGGUUAUCACCAGCUGUGUCACACACCAAAUAUUGAUUCUAGUGUGAUAGAUUCAGAUGAUAAAUGGCUGUGCCGACAGUGUGUCUUUGCAACAACAACAAAGAGAGGUGGCGCACUUAAGAAAGGACCAAAUGCCAAAGCACUGCAAGUCAUGAAGCAAACAUUGCCUUACAAUGUAUCUGACCUUGAAUGGGAUGCAGGCCAUAAAACAAAUGCCCAACAGUGUUAUUGCUACUGUGGAGGUCCUGGAGACUGGUAUUUAAAGAUGCUACAGUGCUGCAAAUGUAAACAAUGGUUUCAUGAGGCUUGUGUGCAGUGCCUCCAAAAGCCAAUGCUUUUUGGUGACAGGUUUUAUACAUUCAUUUGUUCAGCUUGUAGUUCUGGACCAGAAUACCUCAAACGUUUACCCUUGCAAUGGGUAGAUAUAGCACAUCUAUGCCUUUACAACCUAAGUGUUAUUCACAAAAAGAAAUACUUUGAUUCGGAGCUUGAACUCAUGACAUACAUUAAUGAAAACUGGGAUCGACUCCACCCUGGUGAACUGGCAGACACACCAAGAUCUGAAAGAUAUGAGCAUGUUCUGGAGGCAUUAAAUGAUUACAAGACCAUGUUUAUGUCCGGAAAAGAAAUAAAGAAGAAAAAGCAUUUGUUUGGUUUGAGAAUUCGUGUUCCCCCUUGCCCACCAAAUGCUGCUUUUAAGGCUGAGAAAGAGCCUGAGGGAACUUCACAUGAGUUCAAAAUUAAAGGCAGAAAAUCAUCUAAACCUGUACCCGAUCAGAGGGAAGUUAGUAAUGGUGUAGAACGAAAGGGGAAGAAAAAAUCUGUGGGUCGCCCACCUGGCCCAUAUACCAGAAAAAUGAUUCAAAAGAUGUCUGAGCCAUCCCUUCCGGAACCUGUUGUAGUGCAAGAAUCCACUACUUUGGAUUUACCUAGCACUACUGGAAGAUCUGAUGGAACUGCACAUUCAUCCAAUACCUCAGAUGUGGAAUCCACGGGUGCUGCCAGUAUAAAAGAAACUACCUCAAACAGUAUAUCCAAGCAUUACAGUUUGUCUGACUCCAGGAAAAGGACACGAACAGGAAGAACUUGGCCGGCUACAAUCCCACACUUAAGGAGAAGAGGGCGCCUUCCACGAAAAGCACUCCAGAUUCAGAAUUCAGAAAUUGUGAAAGAUGAUGAAGGCAAAGAUGAUUAUCAGUAUGAUGAGGUUAAUACAGAGAUUCUUAAUAACUUGGCCGAUCAGGAGCUACAGCUUAAUCAUCUUAAGAACUCUAUUACCAGUUACUUUGGUGCAGCAGGUAGGAUAGCUUGUGGCGAAAAAUACCGUGUUUUGGCACGUCGGGUGACACUCGAUGGAAAGGUGCAGUAUCUUGUGGAGUGGGAAGGAGCAACUGCCUCUUGACUGCAGUACUGAACAUGAUUGCUGCACUGCUCUUACCUAUUUAUAGGCACCGUUUAUAUAAAUCAGGAGUGCAGAAGGAAACUUUUUUUGACAUUUCUAAAAAAUGGAAACCAAGUUAGCCUUAACACUUCUUUCAUAAGAGGACAAAGUAUUGUGCUAAAAGAUCUACCAUUUUUAAAACAAGGCUGGAUUUUUUUAAGAUGAGGAUUUAGAUUGUUCAUGCUGGGAAUUGGGGAUUUCAGUUGCUUUAAAGUAUGCACGAGUUCAGAAGAGACUUGCCUAGAGAACAUUCCAUGUGGGUAGAGAAUAUUUUCUGUAGCUAGAACAAAUUUUUAGUAAGAUUUCUUAAUCUUUUCUUACCCAAACAUUUGCAGAAGUGUAUUUCUACUUUGACAACCCUAGAUUUUCAUAAGGUGCAGUGUAUAUAAUUCCUACUGAGGACUGUAAAAUAUUGAAAUCUUUCAAGCAAAGUGUAAAAAUAUAUUGAGCUUGUAAAUUGCUCUGUGACUGAACUUCGUUGUCUUUUUAAUAUAUUCUUUGCAUGUGUGUGUGUAUAUAUAUACACAUAUGUGUGCAUGUGCAUAUAUGUGUGUGAUUGUGACCUAUGCAAUAUAAAUUAUGGGAUUGGGCAGCUUUUGACUAUAUAUCCCAUAAUUCUUUUAUCAGGAAUAGCUGCAGUAUUUACACAGCAUUUCUUCUCAGGCUUUAAUAGGUGCUGUUGCUUGCCACAUACUACAGAAUGUGUCAAAUGGGUGCUAUGUGUUCUGGCAGUGAGUGCAGUCAUUAAUGUCAUAUGCCUUUUAGAAAAUAUUUCAGGCUGUAAUCCUGCACAUAGAAGCCCAGUGAUUAGAAGAGUUGGAAGUAUCUCUCGGGCUCACAUGCACCCUCCCUGUUUCUCCUGUGCAAAUUCCCCUUUCUUUUGGCAUUAUGACAUGUUGUAGUGCUGCAUCUACAUAGUGCUGGAGAUUCACAUAUGGUUGCCUCUAACUGGAGUUUGCAAACUAAUUACAGCUAACAGUGGUUAGUGAUUGUCUUGGUACAGAUGUAAUGUACACCACUGGAAAGAGAAGGGGGAAUUAGCAGAGGGAGGGAGUCUUGCUUUCUUAGCCAUGGUUAAGAGAUCUGGAGAUGUUGCAUCUAAUGUGGACAAGGUUGCUUUGAGGCUGCAAUCCUAGACUUGUCUAACUGUGAGCAAGCCCUUAUUAAACUUCAUGGAACUUACUUCUGAGUAGACAUGUAUAAGAUUGUGCUGUAAAUCUUCUUGACUUAAGUAGCUUGACUGUGCACAGUAUUGCAGCCUCAGUUAAUGUUGGAGAAAGUUAGCUGUUUGAGACACAAAUCAGGACUUGAAAAUUUGAACAAACUCUGCUUAGGAGAAAAAUUUAAAGGAUUUGUGACACAUUGAUUGUAAAUUUUGUCUCCCAAUUAAUUAAAAGUCUGCAGGAGUCACACAAGAUUCCUUUUGUUAUGUAAUGUUUUGUAGUCAUGUUUGACAAACAUAGUUGGAAUAAAGUGUUUAAUUGCACAGGGUCAACAAAACAGUAUGUUGCCACUUGAAGUAACAAUACUGCUUUAUUACAAUAUUACCUCUUCUGUUCUUAUAAAUAUGAAUCAAGUUUUAAAAGAAUAACUUUAUUUUACUUGUAAAAUAAGUGUUUUUGCUGGGGCUAGAUGUACUUUCUUUAUCUGUUCUGAGUUUGUGGUUGUAUUUUUUUGCCAAAGAGUGUAAACUAUUUUAUUUUGAUGGUUUCUCAUUUUACUGCCUAAUAUGGUUUACUGUCAGACAUGAGUUUGCCAACAAAAUAAAAAUGUGACUUUUAAUUUCUUAGCAAAGGGUUGUAUGGCUAAAACCUUAUUGUACUACUGCUGUUUUGAUGCUGUUUGAUUGUCAAGAGAAAAAUCUUGUCACCUUUUUAUAUAGCCAAAGGAAACAUAGACAAAACAUGUUGCCCUGUGCUUGUUUGUAGCUGGCCAGAAAAUUUAUAAGCUUUACAAACAUGAUCAUUAAAAUAUACUUCUCUUUGCCUUCACUAAAAAUGUGGGUCUUUUUCCCUCUCACAGUCUCAGCUAUUAAGUUACACUUGCCUUGCCCGUAGCUGCAAUACUUUGAUAAGACCCAGGUUACUUACUGAAUGUUGGUCUCUUAGGAUAAUGCAAAGUGUAAUUAUAAUGUUAUGACUUGUUUAUUCCUUAAUUUUCUUUUCCACAAUCUUUGUAAUUCACACUGAACACCAGCAGUAUUUGCAGUAGGGCUUCCAUACAAAGAGAGCAGUUGGAAUCCAAUUGGGGAGAGAAAUUGACAAACUAUCAAUAGAUUGUUUUUGUUUUGUCACAGUGGUUGACAUGUUUGUAUUGUUGAAACUGUUUUCAGGAUUUUAAAAUUGACAUUAAAUGUGUGUAUUUUUAAGAA